Colletotrichum abscissum is the source of this 999-nucleotide messenger RNA. RefSeq lists its product as uncharacterized. The record is from RefSeq and is a predicted model, not a curated record. The coding region runs from base 1 to 999 and encodes 332 amino acids. Lineage: Eukaryota; Fungi; Ascomycota; Sordariomycetes; Glomerellales; Glomerellaceae. The transcript is spliced from 2 exons.
AUGUCUAGUGUCGAGGCCACCUCAAAACCGACACAAGCCGGCUCGGCCAUGCCUCCUUGUACAUGCGAUGGUGAGGUAGGCUCAGAAUCAGACGGACAUGCACCUAGCCGCUCGCCAAUUGCUUCCGUCGAAGCCAAUCCACAAGCUUUUGGAGGCGCGUCGCCAAUGCGCAAGUCCGUAGAGGCUGAUGGCGCUGCUGCCCCCAUGAAGCGUAGGAUGGAUAGCAGAGCUGGACGCAUCCCAGCAACCAUCGCCAAAGUGGAGAAAACCGGUAGCCCAGAGACUCUCGUACGCCUAUGGGACAGCUGCAGGGCAUCGAGGGCUCGCGAUCAGAGUAUUGUUAGUGGGACGCGACAGGUCCUGCCUGGCGAACCGGAAGGUGACUUGGAUGGCCCGUCUGUGCUGGAACGACUUGAUUCCCUCAGAGAGCAGGCGGCUGCAGCUAGUUCAAGCAUUCACUUUUCCAUUGCUAUCAAGCGCUAUCAUCAUACUCAGAUGGUCCACUUAUACAACAGGGCGAGAGACCUAGACGAGACGACGAUUGAGGCGGCAGAUCCAGGCAGCGCCUCCCAGUCUCUGGUUGACCAAUUUGCCGAGAGGCUUUUCCCCAGCGCCUCAUCAGUCGAAAAGCAGGCUGGUCGGGGGCCGAAGCUCAAGAGGAAGCCGCUGAAGAGCGCAUUCAAUAGGUGGCUGACCCUCGGGAAUAAGCUAACCACACUAGUUGCCAGCAUCCAAGCCCUCACAGAAGUGCUUCUCAGUCUGGUCACAUGGGGCAUCCUGCCCGUGGCGAGGAUUGGCUUGGAAUCGUAUGCCUCUACGUCGCAGGUUCGAAAACUGGCUUCGGAGCCUAUGUUUCUGGGGGGCCUAUUAUCUUGGUGUGCUGUCGCAGCAUCCGAACUAGACCUCGCGCUGUUGACGCAGCCAGCUCUCCAUUCGGCGACUGAAUACCGCGACAGCACGGCCGAGGUGAACAACCUUUCAUUCCACGCCGACGACUGA